Molecule: messenger RNA, 4480 nt
Organism: Daldinia caldariorum
Lineage: Eukaryota; Fungi; Ascomycota; Sordariomycetes; Xylariales; Hypoxylaceae
Product: MRC1-like domain-containing protein
Exons: 2
Coding region: 123-4250 (1375 amino acids)
Biological process (GO): mitotic G2 DNA damage checkpoint signaling; mitotic DNA replication checkpoint signaling; activation of protein kinase activity
Molecular function (GO): anaphase-promoting complex binding
Source: RefSeq, a predicted model, not a curated record
CUUAGAAACAAACACAAGUUACAUGUUAAACUUGCCAUUAUAUUUCUAAUCCUCCAUACAAUGUUUUCUUGAGGUCAUUUUACUAUCAAUUGCAAUUUUAUUGUUAAGCAUUGAUAUUUCAAAUGGCAUCUACUCGGUCACCGUCGCCGGCCGAAGGCGUAUCCGCACCUACAUCACCACUAUUAUCACCUCGGUCUAAGAUUAAGGCCCUUUUAGCCACCGUGAAUGAUGCAGACUCAGAUGACGAUUCUAGCCCUGCGAUAAAUACAAAUAUCUUAUCAAAAUCCAUUGAUAAGAGUAUUAUCGCGAAUACAGAAUCGCACUCCAUUCAAGAUGAAGAUGAAGAGGAAGAUAGUGAUGCUGAAGAAGAGAUCGUUCGCCCUAGAGGACGUCUUGCCGCGCGGAUGAGAGCGAUGGAUAUAGAUACGACAAAUGAUACCACACCAAAGACCUCAAUUGAGCCUGCACAACCACAUACCACCUCAACAAAUAAUAAUAAGAAUAAAGAGUCGGUAAACGCCGAUAAUGACGACGACGACCACGAUGAUGUUACUAUUUUGCCGCGUAGACGGCUAGCUAGGCCCAUUCGAAGCUCUACUCCAGAAGUCGCUUCAAAUACCGACAUACCGCCUUCGCCCGGUCUCUUUGUCACGCCGGCCCCUGAGACGCCGAGGGUACCCCGUCAGUCUGGAACUGGAGCUGAAUCAGAUACGGAUGAUGAGUUGCCGGCGAACUUGGGGGAAAAUGAACGCUUCCUAGCCCUAGUAGCUAGGAAACGACAAGAGAGGCUGGCUAGGGAAGCGGAAGAGGAGCGCAAGCGCAAAGAGCGUGCAGAGCGUAUCGGCCAGCAAAUGCCUACUGAAUCCGAUGUCGACGAUGACGUAUCUGAUGUCACAGAUGAUGACGGUGGUCGUAAACUCACCCAGGAAGUUUCUCGUCCUUCUCGCAAAGCCAGCAAGAAGGCCUUGGAAGAGAUGAACCGCGAAACGCAACGACUAAGCCGCAGUUUACAACUUGCUCACGAAGCAAAGACGAAGAAAAAGAUCACGAAAGCGUCUCUAUUCGAACGCUUCAACUUUAGGACCGAGGCAGUAACUGCUGAGUCUAAACCGACUAGCUCAAGUAGACCAACAACGCCUGGCUCAGUGCAGCAGACGGAUAUUGAUAUGGCAGAUGCUGGAACUCCCCCCAGCUCUCCACCUCUUGCUCCGAAGACUACGGAAACCCAUGUCGCUACACCUACAGCCCCAAAUACUUAUAUAGAUCCAGAUGAUGUAUUCAGAAAUGAUGGCGAGUUGCCUAGCUUAGAAGUCGCUUUGGCACAAAGCCAAAAAGACAAGGGCAAAGGUAAAGCCGUCGACAUAUCGGAUAAACCCGCCGAGACGAAGGGAACCGGGACAGGUAAACCGAAGCGUCAAAUCCGAGUUAAGCUACCUCCGAUGCAAGCAAAUCUUGUUACGAUAGAAUCCGAUGAUGAGUUGGAGAUCACCAAGUCGAAGAAGGGAAGGAUAGAUGCAAUAUUCGAUAAGCUUCCCGAAAAGAAGACACAGGAAUCCAAAUCUAUAGAUGUGUUACGCCGCUUAGCCCAUCUCUCCUCCCCACCGAGAGAAACGUCAAGAGGCCGCAAGACCAAACCCUCAAUGACCCCUGCUGAACUCCAAAUGACCCUACAGCAGCGCGCAAGAGCUCAGGCGAAGUUGGAACGCGAACGACGUCUUGAGUACCUCAAAUCCAAGGGCAUUACCGUGCAAACAGAGGAAGAGCGGCAACGGGAAAGGGAACAGGUCGAAGACAUUGUUGCCCGGGCUCGACAAGAGGCUGAGGAAAUUAUGCAGAGAGAACGUGAAGAUGCGAAGAAGGCACGUAAAGAAGGGAAGAAGAAUGGUGAAAGCGAUCCUCUAGCUUGGGAUGACAGUGAUGAUGAUAGUUUUGAAGAUACUGGAGACGAGGACCCCGCCGAGAUUGAGCUUUCCGGGUCAGAGGAGGAAAACGAGGUGGAUGACGAUGAUAAUGAAGAUGAAGAUGAGCAUGCGAAGAAUCUCAUGUUCGAGGAUGAAGCGGAGGAAGAUGACGACUCUGAAGAGGAAGAGCACACGCCAAAGGCCACCGCGAGUGUAGCUUCUGAUGACGAGGCCGACGUCGAGCUCCCACCUGCAAAAUUCCGCCGGUCCAAGAAGCACGUUACCGUCGUCUCCGAUGAUGAGGACGACGUCGAGGCCACUCCAAAAUCCAAGGCUCACCCCAGGUCUCCAUCAGCCACCAACUCCUCUCCUAAGAUCCCUACAUCCGUCCUCCGCUCAGCUAGGAAGACAUUUAUUCCCGGACUCCCCGUUCCCGCAGCUGGGCCCGCAGGCAUGGGACUUACCCAGAUAUUUGCUGGUACUAUGGAUGAUAGUCAAGUAGGACCUGCCAGCGGAUCCCCGCAAAAGUUUAUGCCUAGUCUCGAUAACUUCCCCGACUCUCAGUUUUCCGCCACAGCAGGUCAGUCUCAGUCUCAAGAUAACAUGGUUCUCGACAGUCAAAAGUUGCAGAAGAUGGAUACGCAACCACUGGAAACGCAAACGCAAGGUGUUCAGUUGCAUUUUUCUCAGUCGCAAUUGCAUGGCUUCGAUACUUUAAUGCAAAUAGACGGAACGCAAGCGUCAGAUCUCAUCGAACCAACCCAGGAUGCGGGCUUCCAGGACUUUUCCCCACUCAAGCAGCGGUUUGUCGACGCUCCAGGGUCCACAGUUGAUACCGUAUUAUUAGGUGGAACCCCUGAUUAUGAUAAAAUUGAAGAGUCUCCUUUAGUCCGAAGAACGGGCAGGCUUAGACAACGAGGCGAAAGUAUAGCCUCGAUUUCCACUCUGACAUCUGCGACAAAUAUCCCUGCGAGUCCCAGCGCCGGCCCUAGCACCUUACCUCGAGAUGCCGAGGCGGACGCGAAUGCAUUUAGACUAAUGCAGAAGGCAGCUAGGAGGAAGAAGCGCAUGCAAGAGAAGUUUGACAAGAAGAAGAGUAAGGCUAGUGAAAUGAUUGAGGAGCAAGCCGAAGAAUCCGAAGAUGAGUAUGCCGGGCUCGGUGGAGCCGACGGCGAAGACUCUAGCGAAGAAGACGAUGAGCUCGUCAAGGAAAUGAUAGAUGAUGCUGUCGCUAACAACAACGCUGACGUUGCUAAGUUGGCUAGCUUCUUCGCUGAUAGAGAACGAGCAGCCGACGCGGCUCAGGUCGACAAGCUAUUCCGUGACAUAACAACCGGAAUGCUACGCAAGCGACGCCGUGGUGGUGAUAAUAAUGACUUCGAUCUGUCUGACUCUGACGAUGGGGGGGAAGCCCGACGUCGUAUGAAGCGGCGACAGUUUGCUAAGAUGCAGAAGGCUCUGUUUGCGGAUGAGCGUAUCGAAAAGAUCGCCGAAAAUCCACGCAACGCCGCGUUCCUUAAGAGCAUAGAGGACAGAAAUAGCGACGAUGAAUGGGAUUUCGGUGAGAACUUUGCGGAUGGAGGUCCUGAGAGCGCGGACAGCGAUAGCCAAAGUCAGAACCAGGGACAGGAUAAAUCAGCAGCAGAGCGAUCGAUCCCGAACAGUCAACCUACGAACGGAGAUCGCAAGCGCACACACGCAGACGACCACGUAGCACGCCCGCCUCCAAACGCACGACGCACUAGAGGAGGUGUUCGCCCUUCGUCAAUCACCGAUGUCCGCAGGGAAUUAUCCGACUUGCUUGACGAACCCAAUGGUUCUUCUAUGUCGGUCAUCCCCGCAACAGAAAUAGGAUCUGACGGUGAAGACGAAGAGCGACCAACCACUUCUUCAUCUAAUAAAGAGAACCGACAGUCAGAAGUGACAGUGGUUGACCGAAUUAAGCUCAAGCGGGAUUCCUCUUCCGUAUCCACAGGUAGCAACGGUGGAGCGGGCUCGUCACGUCUCGCAUUCGCAGCUCCAUCGGCAUCAGGUAGCAGUGGCUUGUUCAAAGUGCCAGCACUACUGAGGCGAGCAACAACAAACUCGCUCAUGUCGAAUUCUUCAACCAGUACAACAAGCAGCAGUAGCGCCCCUACAGCUGCGGGUAGCCUAGCGGGAGGAGACGACGGCAAACUUCUGAAGAAGACGGCGGGCAAGCGCUCGGGCAUCAACUACUUCGCGCGAGAGAAUGAGCGCCGGGCCGCAGUGGCGGAGGCGGAGAAAAGGCGCGAGGCGAAGAAGUGGAAGGGAGCUGAGGGGAGGAGUAAAGUUGUUGGUGGCUUAUUCGGUGGCGGGAAGUUUGAGUAGAAAGAACUGUUUUUUUUUUUUUUUUUUUUACAUUCAGAGGGCGUUGCAUAAGGGAUACCUCACGAAGAUAGGUUGGUUGCAUGGCGUUGGCGUCUAGGGUCGCUCAUCAGGUAUAUAUGUAAGCGCGACGGAAUUGAGAUAUAAUGAUACGUACGUGAUUUCGUACACUACCCAAAUUAGGAGGUUAGGCUUAUAGCAUUUGUGAGACAAUUAUAUUCAAUUGAUUAUUG